ACAAGCUUCUCCCAAUCUGAGCCAAAGCUCUGCCUCAAUGGCUGCGGAUUCUUCGGAACAGCGGCUAGCAUGAACCUCUGCUCCAAAUGCUAUCACGACCUCAGAGUCACCCAAAAAGCCUACUUCGAACCCGAAACCUCCCUUGAAUCUGCUCUUGCGUCGUCAUCCUCAUCAAAGAGCAGUGAAACGGCUCCGCAGACUAGUGCCAAGACGAGGAGGUGCGUGAGCUGUAACAAGAAAGUGGGCUUGAUGGGGUUUAAGUACAAGUGUGGGAGUACAUUCUGCGGAGACCAUAGAUAUCCCGAGAAUCACGAAUGCGAGUUCGAUUUCAGAGGACAAAGAAAAGAUGCGAUUACCAAAGCUAAUCCCUUGGUGAAGGGUGAAAAGGUCAAGAGAUUCUAAGUAAAAGAGUAAUCUGAAUGGUUAUACGGUUUGAUUGCUCUAGGGAUAUGUUAGAUCGGUUUGUGUUGUUGCUAUUGAUUUGGUUUUGGUGGAGGUUGUUCUUUAAUAAAAGAACUGUUCAUAUAAAUGUGUGUGUGAGU
Molecule: messenger RNA, 542 nt
Organism: Brassica oleracea var. oleracea
Lineage: Eukaryota; Viridiplantae; Streptophyta; Magnoliopsida; Brassicales; Brassicaceae
Product: zinc finger A20 and AN1 domain-containing stress-associated protein 1-like
Exons: 1
Coding region: 70-402 (110 amino acids)
Biological process (GO): proteasome-mediated ubiquitin-dependent protein catabolic process
Molecular function (GO): zinc ion binding
Source: RefSeq, a predicted model, not a curated record